GGCAAUAGAUGGUCGUUUGGUAACGAACGAGUUCGAUGCUGGGUAGAGUCGUGUUCGACGCGAAGACCGCGGCCGGGAAGGAGCGGAGUUGUAACGCAUCCGAGCUCGGGCGGUCGCCGAGAAGCGCCCGCGAAGGCGCUUUCACUCUCGCUGUUACUUGAUCGCCUGCGCUCAUUACCUUAUAACUUAUCUCUGUCCUCUGCUUUCUCCUGAUUUCAACGUCCUACCGUUGCUUCUGGUCGGCUUCGCUAUCGACACCUUGGGCCGGAUCAUUCUCUUGUGCCGAUAUCGCGGCCACACAUGGCAAACCCUCGUCAAAGAAAAAAGCUGCGCUCGGGCUCCUACAAGCCAGUAAGCCAUUCUCGUCGUGCGAAGAAGAGCCUGAACAAGCAACCACCCAUUCGUGGUCCGAAAGUACUUCAAGAUGCAUGGGACAAGCAUAAGACUGUCAGACAAAACUACGAAGCGUUGGGGCUCGUUGCAUCGCUCAACCCGACGGCAUCUGGAGGGGUCGAGAAACAGCUCGCCCCUCUAACGACUUCGCGGCCCGACGAAUCCACAACACCUUCUUCAGGAAACAAGACAUCAAGCAUACCCAAGGGGUAUGGCCGCGUUAUCCGGGACGAGGAUGGCAAUAUAGUGGGCGUCGAGUUACCAGAAGAAGAGCCGGAAGCAGACCCAAUAGAGAAAACUAUAGAUGAUCUGCCUGAUCCGUCUCGAGACCAACAGCUGGCGCCGUGGGUGGGGUUGAAUUCGAAUACGAUGGCUGGCCAAUCAAGUGCAUCGAGCACACAUGUGGUACAAGCACUGGAAGAGAUGUUGACACAUAACGGAGCGCGAAAGCGGUUCUCCUCUACUGGAGAGGUCGCUAUUCUUCGUCGACUGGUCGCUAAACACGGCCAAGACGCUGAAGCCAUGGCGCGGGAUAGGAAACUCAACCCGGAUCAGCGCACGGCGGGUGAAAUAGUGAGGGCUAUCAAGAAAGCGGGUGGUUUUACGACGUUAUCGCAGGAUACGUAGGCAUCGUUAGCCAGUAUCGUCAUAAAGGAUGUCAGUGCCGCUGGGAAUAUCCCUUCAAGUACGUUUCCGGUCGACCGGAUGCUAUACUCAUAUUGCAACAUAUUACCUUUGUACGUCCGUGACACUUGGCGUCCCAUGAUCGCAUCGGAAGUCGCACAGGGUAGCCUUCUCGACCCACGGUGAAUGCGAGCGUUGGUGGUGUGAAGGCUCAAGGGAUUAUAAUAAGGUAGAUGCGGCAGAGGCAUGAGCUCCAAGAACACGCAGAGCUGUAUACUAGAACACCUGGGAUGUUUGCGUUUGCGCUUGAUGCCGACACUAUGUUAGGGUGGAAUUUGCCGGUGGCACGAUAUCGCACGGAAGCUGAGAAGAUUGCCAACGUUGGAUUCUCGUAAAGGUCGCGGAGUUGUG
Molecule: messenger RNA, 1428 nt
Organism: Laetiporus sulphureus 93-53
Lineage: Eukaryota; Fungi; Basidiomycota; Agaricomycetes; Polyporales; Laetiporaceae
Exons: 5
Coding region: 301-1020 (239 amino acids)
Biological process (GO): ribosomal large subunit biogenesis
Cellular component (GO): nucleolus
Source: RefSeq, a predicted model, not a curated record